Molecule: messenger RNA, 780 nt
Organism: Saccostrea cuccullata (small rock oyster)
Lineage: Eukaryota; Metazoa; Mollusca; Bivalvia; Ostreida; Ostreidae
Product: general transcription factor IIH subunit 4-like
Exons: 7
Biological process (GO): nucleotide-excision repair
Cellular component (GO): transcription factor TFIIH core complex; transcription factor TFIIH holo complex
Molecular function (GO): ATPase activator activity; double-stranded DNA binding
Source: RefSeq, a predicted model, not a curated record
GUAAAACUCAUUAACCUGUUUAUGCCAAUACCUGGGGUAUUCGGCAUGGCAAGUGUUGCAGCUGCUAGGAAGUUAGAAUGCAAAGACUUGCAUGGAUAUUUAAAAACACUCCCUCACAGUAUCCUUGAUAAAUUGUACAAUCACCCGGCAACCUGUCUUGCGGUAUUUCGACAACUUCCUCAGCUAUCCAAACAUUAUGUUAUGCGAAUGCUUUUCAUUGAACAACCAGUAUCUCAGUCUGCUGUUGGUUUAUGGGUUACCAAUGAACAUAAUGAGGAACACAAAUAUGCUUCCAAAGUUUUAUCUGAUCUGAGAGUGUGGCAUGAACAACAAAUGCAAGGGGGUCUGCUGGGCUGGAUUCUGAACGAAACAUUUCGCUCCAAUAUGAAAGUAGCCCUGCUUGGAGGAGGACUGGAUUCCAAGAUUUCUGGAGGACCUCUACCCCCAGACAAACACGCCAAGGACAUUCCAUUUUUAGAUAAAUAUGCUCUGGAAAGAUGGGAGUGUGUUCUCCAUUUUAUGGUGGGGUCCACAGAGGGGACAGAGGGAGUCAGUAGAGAUAUCAUUGAUGUUCUCCUUCAUGCUGGACUCAUGACCACGGAUGGUGUGGACCCUCUGCCGUCCAUUACUCCGGCUGGUUUUCAGUUUCUGUUGAUGGAUACAGGAUCACAAGUCUGGUAUUUCAUGCUGCAGUAUUUGGACACUGUUGAGAGUCGUGGUAUGGACCUUAUAGACUGUUUAUCCUUCCUAUUUCAACUUAGUUUUUCAACAUUAGGAAAA